Molecule: messenger RNA, 1464 nt
Organism: Metschnikowia bicuspidata var. bicuspidata NRRL YB-4993
Lineage: Eukaryota; Fungi; Ascomycota; Pichiomycetes; Serinales; Metschnikowiaceae
Gene: CBP1
Product: Cbp1p
Exons: 1
Coding region: 1-1464 (487 amino acids)
Molecular function (GO): oxidoreductase activity
Source: RefSeq, a predicted model, not a curated record
AUGGCCAUGCAUAAGAAAGUGUGUAUCAUCGGUGCAGGCGUAUCCGGACUCAGAGCAGCACACAAGUUGCUCACUGCCAAAGAUACUUUGCUCCUACCGUCUGACGUCAUCAUUCUUGAGGCACAGGCCAGAAUUGGUGGCCGAAUCAAAACCGACACCACGCUGUCAAAACUAGGCCUUACAUAUGACCUAGGCGCUGCGUGGUUUCAUGAUGCCUUGACCAAUAGUGUGCUUUACUCCAGCAUUGAGGACGGGUCUUUUGACGUGGAAUCUGACGGGUACUUCAAUGACAAGGAUAUGUGCUACUAUGCCAAAGAACAUCCGGGCAGAGUUGAUGCCGCUGGCCUUAAACUAGAACAGGUGGUGGAGGAUAUUGAGAAAUUCAUCGAAAUCCAUUUCCUGCACUCUCUAGGCGUCCCCGACGUAUCUCUUUCAGAGAUCGUUGCCUUAUACAUGAAGAAACAGGACUGUUUUUUGACGGCGCCACAAAAACAAUUGUGUGGACGCAUGUGUCGGUACCUCGAGCUUUGGUACGGAAUCAGCGCCCACAAAAUGAGUGGGAAACAUGCUGUCAUGAGCCACCAGGGCCGCAACUUGUACAACAAAAAGGGGUACUCGUUUCUCGUAGAAAAGCUCCAGUCUCAGACAAAAUGCACCAUUAUGACUAGCGAGCAAGUCACGACAAUCCAGCGUGACAUCUCGGGCCAAAAUUUUCGUCAUCUUGUCACAACAGCGGCAGGCACAGAAAUUGCGGCGGACUAUCUCGUGGUCACUGUGCCGCAGUCAAUCCUAGCCCUUGACGCCGAGCAUUCGUACGGACUCACGUGGGACCCGCCGCUUCCCGCGCGUAUUCAGCAGUCGCUCAAAACCAUACAUUUUGGUGCAUUAGGAAAGGUGAUUUUCGAGUUCAGUGAGAUCUGGUGGGAUGCCUCGGAGGACGCGUUUGAGGUUUUGGCAGAUGAGAAUACCGGCGCUGAUGUGGCCACAGCUUCAGGGCUCGACAUCUCGCCAUUCAUGUACCCGAUCUAUGUUUUCAACUACGCCACAAUCCAGCCUUCCGCGGCCAGCUUGGUGAUCUUGACGCAGUCUCCAGUCACCGAGUAUUUGGAGGCAAAACCGCAUCUUGCGUGGGCCUACAUGAAGCCCAUGCUUGCCAAAAUCAGCAUGCAACAGAUUUGCGAGCCGAUCAACACCAUUGUUACAGACUGGACCCAAAACCCGUAUUCUCGAGGCUCGUACUCGGCUUUGCAUGUAGGCGACGAUCCAAGCGAUGCCAUCAUCCAACUUUCAGGAGAAUACGAGUCAUGCGGUUUGGGAAUCAGUUCUACUGUGCGUUUUGCAGGCGAGCACACUAUCGCCGAUGGUGCUGGAUGUGUUCAUGGGGCAUAUGAUAGUGGCGAGCGGGCUGCCGAUUGGAUAUUGAAACACCUUGCAGAAAACCAUCAGGCUAAAAAUGCAAGCUGA